Phycomyces blakesleeanus NRRL 1555(-) is the source of this 934-nucleotide messenger RNA. RefSeq names its product transcription factor CBF. NCBI's taxonomy places the organism in Eukaryota, Fungi, Mucoromycota, Mucoromycetes, Mucorales, Phycomycetaceae. Bases 1 to 753 code for a protein of 250 amino acids. The record is from RefSeq and is a predicted model, not a curated record. The transcript has 6 exons. Gene Ontology annotation, biological process: regulation of DNA-templated transcription. Gene Ontology annotation, cellular component: CCAAT-binding factor complex; nucleus. Gene Ontology annotation, molecular function: DNA-binding transcription activator activity, RNA polymerase II-specific; DNA binding; protein heterodimerization activity.
AUGACAGAGCCUUACUCUACAAUGCAGACUAAUUAUGGUGUACCUCAAAUUCCAACAAACCAUCCUAUACCUACCUACGCGCCUCCAGAGACUUCAGCCGAGAACGCGUUCGAGAAGGAAUUUUGGCUCAAGACACUCUCAUCAGUUCAACAGGACUCAUUCGAUUUUAAGGUUCAUCAAUUACCCUUGGCUCGCAUCAAAAAAGUCAUGAAGUCAGAUGAGGAUAUGAUUAGUGCCGAGGCACCAAUCUUGUUUUCCAAGGGUUGCGAUGUAUUUAUUGCUGAACUCACUCAGCGUGCCUGGAAGCAUGCAGUAGACAACAAACGAAGAACCCUGCAGCGCUCAGAUAUUGCUGCUGCAAUCUCAAAAUCAGACAUGUUUGAUUUUUUGAUAGACAUUGUACCUCGUGAAGAACAGAUUAGACAGACAAAGCCUGAAAAGCCUUCUCUCGAAUACCGUGCUGGAACCCAACCCAAUUAUCCUAAUUUUAACUAUUGUAUUCCUCAAGGACACUAUGGACUGAAUGAGCAGGUAUCCAUGGACAAUCUUCAACAAGCUCAAUUGGCACUUCAACAACAACAACAACAGCAACAGCAUAUCAAUCCUCACACCCAUCAACCCAUGUAUAUGCCACAUCAAUUACUGAAUCACCCGAUGUAUCGUCAACCAGGUCAAUCAGAACAACAACCAGAACAUCAAAACUAUGCUAUCCAAAACCAUAGCGCUCCCAAUGGAUCAUCACAGCCAUCUUGAAUAUCCCAAAAAAAAUAGCACAAACGCAGGAACUCUCUUUUCUUUCUUCCUCUCUCUCUUUCUUUAUUGUUUUAUUACAUAGAAUGACACAUUAAUAAUACUUAUAGAUUAUAAACAACUUCCCUACUCUAUUUUUUCUUAGAAGAAAUAUAAUAAAUUAUUUAACAAUUGCAGACAACCG